AUGAAGUCCCAAAGCCUCGCGCUCCUUGGGCUUUUUAUGUCUUCUGUAUUUGCAGUCCCUGGGGUCAAAAGACAUGAUGGGGGCAGUGAUCAGCCGAUUAGCGGUACCAAAGGCGCUCCUAUCCUAGGCGGCACCAACAGAGCCCUCGAUCUCCAGAAUCCUGACCAGUUCCGCACUGCCAGUACCGAUAAUGGAUUUGUUCCCAAUGUCAAAUGGAGCUUUUCUGAGUCCCAAACUAGACUGUUCCCGGGCGGUUGGUCCAGAGAGCAGGUCAUCCAGGACUUGCCCCAGAGUCAUGAUAUUGCUGGUGCCCAGCAGCAUCUGAAGAAGGGCGCUAUUCGAGAAUUGCACUGGCACCGAACGGCUGAAUGGGGAUUCGUCUACAACGGUUCCCUACUUCUCUCGGGCGUUGACGAGAACGGCGGCUUCACUACUGAAGUACUCGAGACCGGAGACAUAUGGUACUUCCCCAAGGGCGUUGCCCACAAUGUCCAAGGUUUGGACGAUGAGAACGAAUACCUCCUCGCCUUCGACGAUGGUGACUUUGAGAAGAUUGGAACUACUUUCAUGGUCGAUGACUGGAUUGCGCACACUCCCAGAGAUGUUCUCGCCAAGAACUUUGGUGUUGACCCCAAGGUGUUUGACUCUGUUCCCGCCAAGUUCCCCUACAUCCUUAAUGGCACUGUCAGCAAGGACCUAGACAAGGCACCCGAGGGUACACUGCGAGGUGACGACUCCUACGUCUUCCACACUUACAAGCACCCAUCAGAGCCUGUUCCCGGCCACGGCGGAACAUUCCGAAAGAUUGAUUCCACCAACUUCCCUAUCUCCAAGACUAUUGCUGCUGCUAUUGUGGAGCUUGAACCCAAGGGUCUUCGUGAGCUUCACUGGCACCCCAAUGCUGAGGAGUGGCUCUACUUCCACCAGGGUCAUGCUCGCGCGACUGUCUUCAUCGGCGACUCUAAGGCCCGUACCUUUGACUUCCACCCAGGUGACACUGCUGUCUUCCCCGACAACAGUGGUCACUAUAUUGAGAACACCUCUGAAACCGAGAAGCUUGUUUGGAUUGAACUCUACAAGAGCGAUCGCGUCGCCGAUAUCUCUCUUGCUCAGUGGCUUGCCUUGACUCCGGCUGAUACCGUUGCCAAUGUCCUGAAGGUUGAUAUCAGCGUCAUUGAGCAAAUCAAGAAGGAGAAACAAAUUCUUGUCCAGGGCAAGAGAUAA
Penicillium soppii is the source of this 1224-nucleotide messenger RNA. RefSeq names its product Bicupin oxalate decarboxylase/oxidase. NCBI's taxonomy places the organism in Eukaryota, Fungi, Ascomycota, Eurotiomycetes, Eurotiales, Aspergillaceae. Gene Ontology annotation, cellular component: cell wall. The record is from RefSeq and is a predicted model, not a curated record. The coding region runs from base 1 to 1224 and encodes 407 amino acids. The transcript has 6 exons. Gene Ontology annotation, biological process: oxalate metabolic process.